This is a messenger RNA of Erythranthe guttata (spotted monkey flower), 682 nucleotides long. RefSeq names its product protein OSB1, mitochondrial. Gene Ontology annotation, molecular function: single-stranded DNA binding. Gene Ontology annotation, biological process: mitochondrial DNA replication; positive regulation of helicase activity. Lineage: Eukaryota; Viridiplantae; Streptophyta; Magnoliopsida; Lamiales; Phrymaceae. The record is from RefSeq and is a predicted model, not a curated record. Gene Ontology annotation, cellular component: mitochondrial nucleoid.
AUGGAGAUCACAAUUGAUCAGAUUUUAAUUUCUGAAUUCCCUCUCAAAGAAUGCAAAUCCCCCAAAUUCGGCGUCCACACUCUGCUUAAAGUUAAAGCAUCCACAGGCGCUUUCCCCCAUUUUAGGGUAAUGCUCAAAUUUUGGGACGAAUUGGCGGAAAUGUCGGUCCAGCAUCUGAAGCCGUGCGAUUUAGUUUACAUUUCGGGUCGUCUAGGGUCGUACAUGAAGGUGGACGAGAAUGGGAAAUCGAUACCGUUUUAUCAGGUAGAUGUUACAGAGGUAAAUUUUGUUGCUCAACAUGGUCUGCAACCAGCCGGCCAAAGCCUUGUCAAGUUUGAACCACAAGUUUCGACCGAAGAGAGAAUACAAAAUCGUAGAAGCCGACUUCAUCUGUGGCAAAUAUUCUUUGCGAACCCAUCUGAAUGGUGGGACCGAAGAAGCCGUAAAACAAAUCCAAGAGCACCCGAUUUUAAGCACAAGGAUACAGGUGAGUCACUUUGGCUCAACGAAAGUGACCCUCCAUGGAUUAGUAAGCAACUCCAAUUGCAUGAUUCGAGAUCGAGGGAACUAAGCCAAGGUGAAAACCGAAAUGCUUGGUCACAUCUUUCCCCUUUGGUUUAUGAUACACAAGAUACAUGAUUUUUUUUUUUUUUUUUAAUUUUUUUAAUUUUAAUUUUUUUUU